AUGUCCACCACAGAAAAGUCUUCCGAACGAGGUUCUCGCUCCCGUGGCAAUGAAAACACAGCACCAAAUCCUACCACUGAAGAAAGCACUCCCAAAAGUCGGAGUAAGAAAGGUGCUACAAAAGCCGCCAAAGCUGUAUCUGCCACGCAAAAAACAUCUAAAAGUGUAAAAGCAGGACUCACAUUCCCUGUUGGUCGUAUGGGACGUCUUCUCAAGAAAGGGCGUUACGCUGAUCGUGUAGGUGCAGGUGCCCCAGUUUAUCUCGCCGCUGUCAUAGAAUACCUUACCGCUGAAGUCCUUGAACUUGCUGGCAACGCUGCUCGUGAUAAUAAGAAACAACGAAUCAUUCCAAGACAUCUACAACUGGCCAUAAGAAAUGACGAAGAACUCAAUGUAUUAUUAAGAAAUGUUCAUAUCGCUGAAGGUGGUGUUCUACCUAACAUCCAUAUGGAAUUAUUGCCGAAAAAGAAAGGCGAUAACAAACCUGGAACCACGACCACGGCAUCAAAGAAGCCUGCUUCGAAAGGCGGUAAAACAACCUCCACCACCAAAGCCUAA
Molecule: messenger RNA, 558 nt
Organism: Ambispora leptoticha
Lineage: Eukaryota; Fungi; Glomeromycota; Glomeromycetes; Archaeosporales; Ambisporaceae
Source: the annotation of a GenBank genome assembly